Molecule: messenger RNA, 378 nt
Organism: Dracunculus medinensis (Guinea worm)
Lineage: Eukaryota; Metazoa; Nematoda; Chromadorea; Rhabditida; Dracunculidae
Source: the annotation of a GenBank genome assembly
AUGAGAAACUCAUGUAGUCUUGGAAGGAAGCAUCUGAACCAGUUAAAUUUAUUCAUUCCAGAAAUCCUUCCAAGCAGAUUUGAUAUGCUUAAAUAUGUGGAAGAACAUAAACUUCCAUCAUUAUAUACCGUUGAUGCGAAACUGAAGGGAAACAUUGGUCGUUUUUUUAAUCAUAGCUGUCAACCGAAUAUCAAAACGCAUCAUAUAUACGUCGACACCCAUGACUUUCGUUUGCCCUGGAUUGCUUUUUUUACUGAAAGGACGAUUGCAGCUGGAUCGGAGCUUUGUUGGGAUUAUGGUUACGCUGAAGGCGCCGUAGACGGUAAACGCUUGGAAUGCGUAUGUGGCUCGAAGAAUUGUCGAAAGAGACUCUUAUGA